Messenger RNA from Penicillium taxi, 213 nucleotides. Its product is annotated as Neutral protease 2. NCBI's taxonomy places the organism in Eukaryota, Fungi, Ascomycota, Eurotiomycetes, Eurotiales, Aspergillaceae. The coding region runs from base 1 to 213 and encodes 70 amino acids. The record is from RefSeq and is a predicted model, not a curated record. The transcript has a single exon.
AUGGCGUUCAUUGACGACAUCAUGCAUGCAGAGCUGCGCGAGGAUAGUUCUGCUAGCCCUAAGAUGAUUUUCUGUGAUGAGGCAUUCAAAUAUGGUGGGAAUGAUAGGGAUUAUGGCGGAUUCAGUGCCGUUGCCUGCAGUACCAUUGGGAAUAAGUUAAGUGAGAAGAUGGAGACCUUGGGAACGAAGUUGUUGCAUAUGUAUACGCAUUGA